AUGAAGCAUCAAGCCAGAAGAUUCCUGAGUAGUCACCGAUUCGCCAACUCGCUCCACUCAACUCACCUGCCCAGAACUCGCUGUCUCCACACUCGGGUGACUCAGUUCUCUCACCACUCAUCCCCUUCUCUUUCUACCCGAAGUUCCCUUUCCCUUUCUUUGCUGGAUUUAAGAUCCCAAAUUGAAAAGCUGCCCAAAUCAGGGAAGUCAGAAGCAUUUAGUAAUGAAAUCUUAUCAGAAAAUCCAGGAUUGCCUGAUUCUAUGAGGAUAUUACAUGAAGACCCAAAAUUUGAUUUACUCUUUUACAGGUGGGCCGCCGAGGAAAAUGGAUUUAGGUCAUGUUCAUCAAGUUAUAAUUCACAGUUGAAGUUUUGUGCUAUAAAUGAUGGAAUGAAGGAAUUUUUGGUUGUUGUCAGAAGAUGUAAAAGAAAGGGAAUUUAUAUUGGUCAGAAGACAUAUUUAGAUAUUUAUUCGGAUCUUAGGAGAUUGAAAAGGGAUGAUGAUGCUACUGAGUUGCAGCUUUUUUAUGAGAACAUGGUUUUUCAAAAUGCUAUUAAAGGAGUUGCUAAAAUGGUGGCCCAGAAUUUGGAUUGGGGUAGUGAAUUGGAGAGAAAAUUGGGUGAAAUGAGGAUAUGGGUACAGGAGAAUUUUGUUUUAGGAGUAUUGAAGGAGCUUAAGGGAAAAGGUUUGCCUUUGAAGGCUUUGAGUUUCUUUAAAUGGGUUGGGGAGAGUUUGGGGUUUGAGCAUAAUAAUGCUACUUAUAAUCGGAUUCUUAGGAUUCUUUGCACGGAAGAAACGAUUAUGGAGUUUUGGAGUAUAUUUGAGGAGAUGAAAGAUGCUGGUUAUGUAAUUGAUAGUGAUACUUAUGUUGAAGUGAUGUUGGAGUUUCAGAAGAGUAAGAUGGUGAAGGACGCGGUUGAGCUUUUUGAGUAUAGGAUGGAUACUCCAUUUAAGUAUUUGGAGGGGGAGUGUGGCUUGCUUUUUAAUGUCAUUUCAUCGACAAGUAAUCCAGACUUGGAUCUGAUGUUUAGAGUUGUGAAGAAAUAUGAGGCAGCCGGGUAUUGUUUAUUGAAGAGUGACUAUGAGGGGAUCCAUAGGUGUUUGACUAGUGCUGGGAAGUUUGAUGAAGCAGAGAAGAUCAUCCAGACCAUGAGAAGGGCUGGUUAUAAUCAGUGUGACGUGACAUACAGACAAUUGAUUUUUGGACUUUGUAAAGCGGGGAGGCUAGAAGAAGCCUGUGAAGUAGUAGACAUGAUGGAAGCACAGGGAUACAUUCCUGGUAUCAAGACUUGGAUCGCACUAACAAAAGGGUAUUGUGAUGUUAAUGGAGUUGAUAAGGCACUUCCAUGGUUUGGAAUUUUGGUGAAAAAAGGCUUUGAUGCAAAUGCUGGUCUUUUGGAUUUUCUAGUAUAUGGAUUUCUGAAAGAAAAGAGGGUCAUUGGAGCAUACGAGUUAGUUAUGGAAAUGGUUGGCAAGGCUCACAUGAUACCAUGGCACGCUACAUUUAGGAAUCUGAUUGAAGAGCUUCUUGGAGAGAGGAGACUGGAAGAAGCCUUGAACCUUCUUCGGCUUAUGAUGAAACAGGAUUAUCGACCAUAUCGAGAGCCUUUUGUCCAGUAUAUCUCAAAAUUUGGUUCCGUGGAGGAUGCUUGGGAAUUUUUGAUGGCACUCAGUAAAAAAACGUAUCCAUCUCUUUUGGCUUGCCAACGUGUUUUCAAGUCCUUCUUUAAUGAGGGUAGACAUUGUGAGGCCAAGGAGCUUCUUUUAAAGUGCCCUGAUCAUAUUAGCAGACGUCCCGCAAUUUGCACCCUUUUUGGUUCUUCAUAG
Molecule: messenger RNA, 1827 nt
Organism: Coffea eugenioides
Lineage: Eukaryota; Viridiplantae; Streptophyta; Magnoliopsida; Gentianales; Rubiaceae
Product: pentatricopeptide repeat-containing protein At3g48250, chloroplastic-like
Exons: 1
Coding region: 1-1827 (608 amino acids)
Biological process (GO): RNA splicing
Molecular function (GO): protein binding
Source: RefSeq, a predicted model, not a curated record